This is a messenger RNA of Solanum verrucosum, 1396 nucleotides long. RefSeq lists its product as uncharacterized. The coding region runs from base 41 to 1348 and encodes 435 amino acids. The transcript is spliced from 2 exons. The record is from RefSeq and is a predicted model, not a curated record. NCBI's taxonomy places the organism in Eukaryota, Viridiplantae, Streptophyta, Magnoliopsida, Solanales, Solanaceae.
GCCGCAAUCACAAAAAACCUAGUACCAUCUGUUUGUGAAAAUGCCUCAAAGAAGCUCGAAAGAUCAAGAAAAACCAACACCUACUCUCAGAAGAUCUCCGCGGCUUAAUGCCGCUGCUGCUGCUACCGAAGUCCUCAAGAAACAGAUUGAAGUUUCAAAAAGCCCCACAAAAUCGACUACCAGGUUGCGAAGAUCUUCAAGAUUGAGUAUUGGAACUCCGCGGAACAAUGGUGAGGUUAAGAAUUCAGAGAGAAGGGUAACUCGAGGUUCUGCUCGAGUUUGUGUUGCCAUUGACGAUUCAGUUGAGAAAAGAAAUGGGGUUGUUACUAGAAGUGGAAAAGCUCGUGUUUCUGGAUGUACAUUAGGUGGUAGGAUUGAGAGACCUGUCCCGUCAUCUGAAGUAGUUGGAUGUGGGGAGGAUGACGACAAUGGCGGCGUGGGAAAGAAACAGGCAGGCUUGAAGAGGAAGAGAACCCAAGGAAUGGAGGAGAAUAAUGUUGUUGUUAAUGGGUGGACCAAUGAACAAGAGCUGGCGUUGCAAAGUGCUUAUUUUGCGGCGAAGGCAACACCUAACUUCUGGAAGAAAGUUGCUAAGAUGGUACCUGGGAAAUCAGCAAAGGAUUGUUUUGACAAGAUAAAUUCGGAUUUUAUAACCCCACCUCAGCCUCAACCACGUUCAAGGGUUAAAAAGAUGAAUACAUUAUCGCUUUCUCCGUGUGCAACUAAAUUGCUUCAGUCCACUGAGAAAAACACAAACAAGCGGAGACAUAGCAAGCCGAAGAACCAUCUCUCACGCAAGGCUGUGAGACAACUACUGGAAAAGCAAACAGAUGCAGAUCGAGAUAAGGGAGCAGACUUCUUCAAUGCUCUUGAAUCAUCAACAAAUCCAACUGAUGGGGCAUUUUGCCAGGACACAAUUUUUGUCACCCCAGAGCGCAACAAAGAAAGUUUGCUUAGAAAGUGCCUGGAGAGAUCGUCUUUAACCCAGAAAAAACACCGUUCCCGAUUAAGUGAUUCAUCUGGAGCAACUCUUACCAGCCCACCAGUUCUAAAGCCAAUUAAGAAUAAGGCCCUACAUGAGAGGUAUGUUGAUCAGCUACAUUGCAGGGAAGCAAAGAGAAAGGCAGCCACUUCAAAGACAGCAAAGGGCAACCAAAACAAGAAUGAGAAUGUCAUAAAGCCGGAUGUGAUUAAAGCUGCGAAAAAUGCUUUAAUAUCUGAAGCAAGAGAUGCAAUCAACCAAUUUCAAAAUUUACAGACACGCGCCAUGAACAGUUUCAAUGAUGAUGACGAUGAUGAUUACUAUGAUGAGAACCAUAAUUCAGACGAUGACGAGGAUGCCAGAUAAAAUGUGGAGGACAUUGGCUUUUCGCCCCGUGAUGCUAAAAGCCACAUU